Molecule: messenger RNA, 624 nt
Organism: Funneliformis caledonium
Lineage: Eukaryota; Fungi; Glomeromycota; Glomeromycetes; Glomerales; Glomeraceae
Source: the annotation of a GenBank genome assembly
AUGUCGACAGUUCAAAAAAGAAAAAAAGCUACAAAUAAUUCCAACGAAAUAGUCAGCGAUGAUGAUAAAAACCGGAAAAAUAUAUUAAAAAAAGAAAGUUCCCAACCAAAUGAUUCGAUAGGUUUAAUUAUAUUAAAAGGAAUUUUAACUUUAAUUAUUAUAAAUUUUGCUGCUUCAUACUUUUUAACUGAAACUUGGAUUUGGGGAUAUGAAGGAAAAUAUACUAACUGGAGAAAUUGGAUUCCGAGAAAAGAAAUUAUCUUUACUGAAGAGGAAUUGGCUAAAUAUGAUGGAUCAGAUCCCAACUUACCUAUAUAUAUUGCUAUGAAUGGUGAAGUGUUUGAUGUCACCGGCGGCGAAAUGUAUUAUGGCAAGGGAGGUGGCUAUAAUUUUUUUGCAGGUAAAGAUGCAUCUCGAGCAUAUGUUACGGGAUGUUUCCAGACUCAUCUAACUCAUGAUUUACGUGGACUAACUCCCCAACAAAUUGAGGAUCUUAAUAAUUGGGCAUCAUUUUAUCGUGAUCACCACACAUAUUAUAAAGUAGGACGGGUGGUUCAUCCACCUAUAGAUCCAAAUUCACCAAUUCCUCCUCCUUGUAAGGAUGCUUCUUCUCAAAAAUCAUAA